Molecule: messenger RNA, 261 nt
Organism: Brenthis ino (lesser marbled fritillary)
Lineage: Eukaryota; Metazoa; Arthropoda; Insecta; Lepidoptera; Nymphalidae
Source: the annotation of a GenBank genome assembly
AUGGACCAUCUCUUUCGGCAACGUAGGAUUAGCGUGCCUAAACGCACAAGUGAGCUGGUGGCGCUAGUGGCGGUCUCGUGCACAUUGUUCCUGUUUCUGCACACACGAGACCUUAGCACCAAGUUGCAGCGAAUGCAGCGUCUUAACGAUGAUGUCACCGCCUUCAAUCACCUCACAGACAUGUUAGAUAAUGUCCGUGAAAUAAAAGAAAUUGGCCCUAAUAGUUGUGGAAGAAUAAAAAUUCUCGGAAAGCUUUGUGCG